AUGGAAAAAGGUCACAAAUUAAAGUGAAAUGUAGUAAUAUUUUGGGUAAAAACAUGCAUGGGUUUUGUCGUAAUUUUGGUUAAAAGGCAGAUUGAAAAUAUAUAGACUGUUAUUGGAGUGUUUAAAUCGACAUUGGGGUUUUUUAUGAAAAAAACGUCAUGGCGGCCACAUUUCAAGCACUGGAUUAUAUACUUUUUGUCGCAGUUUUGUUAAUUUCGGCAUUGGUUGGAAUAUACUAUAUUCUUAAAGAAAAAUGGGCGGUAAAACAGGCCACAUCAGACGACCUCCUGAUGGGAGGGCGGGAAAUGGCGGUAUUUCCGGUCGCCAUGUCUCUAAUAGCCAGCUACAUGUCGGCGAUAACAGUGCUGGGAAUUCCGACAGAGAUGUAUGUAUUUGGGGCACAGUAUUGGCUUGUGGCGUUGUCGGGACUGAUGACUUACCCAGUCACGUGUCACGUGUUUCUGCCUUUCUUUCAUAGCAUGCAGCUCAGCAGCGCAUAUCAGUACUUGGAGCUACGUUUUAAUCGUGCAGCGAGAUAUCUGGCAUCAACUAUUUUUGCAAUAGAAAUGGUAUUGUAUAUGGCUGUUGUAUUAUACGCCCCAUCGCUUGCUCUGAAUCAAGUUACUGGACUGUCGUUAUGGGGCUCUAUUCUCAGCGUUGGUGCUGUUGUCACAUUUUACACAUCGAUGGGUGGACUGCGUGCGGUUUUAUGGACAGACACGUUUCAGACACUCGUAGUUAUAGCCGGGCUUAUCGGUAUAAUUAGUAUAGGUUCGAGUCAAUUAGGGGGCAUUACCAAAGUCUGGGAGAUUGCAGACGCGGGAGGCAGGAUUAACUUUUGGAAUUUUAAUAUAAGUCCCUUUGUGCGAUGCACAUUUUGGGGCUUGACGAUCGGCAGUUUCAUUGGCCAGUUGACAAUAUAUGGAGCCAAUCAAACGAUGUUACAGAGAUAUAUGAGCAUUAGUGACGUAAAGAAAUCUCAACUAGCGUUGUAUGUGUCACUUCCGGUAACGAUGGGACUGGUUUCCUUGGUGUGUAUCGCUGGACUAGUUAUCUACGCGGCUUAUCAUGACUGUGAUCCAUUCCUGGAUGGAAAGUUGAUAGCAAGAGAUCAGUUAUUACCCUACUAUGUGAUGGAAACACUUGGUCAUAUACCUGGUGUACCGGGACUGUUUGUGGCUUGUAUAUUUAGUGCUGCACUCAGCUCCAUAUCCUCGUGUCUAAAUGCUUUGUCUAUCACCGUACUUGAGGACAUGAUCAAACCCGCUACGGAGAGCUGGAAUUUCAAAUUUACACCUGAUGAAGAAACGAGGCUUGCGAAAAUUCUAGGUAUAUUCGGUGGUGUUCUUGUUAUACUGUUCGCAUUCUUAGCAACCGUUUUAGGAACAACAGUACUCCAGAUCAUGAUCAGUGUACUCGGAAUGGCUGGGGGUCCUCUGCUUGGUCUGUUUUUGAUGGGAAUGUUUCUACCAUGCGUCAAUGCAAAGGGCGCCAUUAGCGGCCUCGUUGUGAGUACCGUUGUGAUAUUCGGGAUUGUUAUUGGUGCUUACUUUUACCAAGCGCCUCAACCAGAACUUCCGUUCCAAACGUCUGGGUGCGUGGAUCAUACAAUCAGUGGUUUAGGAGGAUAUGUAGAAAAUGAAAUUUAUCUUGAAAGUCCCCAUCCUGUGGUGUUCAACGAUGCGAGGAAGAUACACGAGGACAGCGGCGAUGAAUGGGGAGGAGUAAAGGUUAUCUUUAAACUGUCGUUUUUAUGGUACCCGACACUUGCCAUUGGUAUAGCCUUGGUUGUUGGUAUAUUUGUCAGUUGGUGCACAGGAUGGACAAAUACAUCUCUGAAUCCACGGUAUAUAUACCCAGUGUCUCAGGAUCUUUUAUGUUGUCUACCGUGGUCUAUUCAAAGACGUCUCAAUUGUAGUUCUUGGUGGACAUACAACGUACGGAAAGUAGAUUCUAUUUUAUCCGACAGCGAUGAUAGUGGUGAUGAAGAAUUAAAAGCCAAACAUUUCAAGAAGACCAAGAAAGGGAAAGUCAAAGUGGUACCUCGAUAUACUGAUAGAAUUGACAGUUUUGACGCUGACAUGAGUGAGUCAGAAAUUUGACGUGGUAUGGAUAGAAGUGUUCAAAACGAAGAACUGCAUGGACAUCUUGAUGAAACAAACUGAUAGUUCCGUAUCUCCUUUUGUUUUUGUUCAUACGAAAAUGCGCGUCAACAUUUUUUUUUCAUACGUAAAUGCGCAUCGUUCAUACGAAAAUGCGCGUCAAAAUUAACGUGUAAUUUUUUUUCGAAUGUGUUUUUGUGAAAUGAUAUUUGUAUUAACAUAUAUAUUAUAAAGAUAUUAAGA
Messenger RNA from Mercenaria mercenaria, 2345 nucleotides. Its product is annotated as sodium-coupled monocarboxylate transporter 1-like. Gene Ontology annotation, biological process: transmembrane transport; sodium ion transport. The record is from RefSeq and is a predicted model, not a curated record. Gene Ontology annotation, molecular function: symporter activity. NCBI's taxonomy places the organism in Eukaryota, Metazoa, Mollusca, Bivalvia, Venerida, Veneridae. Gene Ontology annotation, cellular component: membrane. Bases 159 to 2102 code for a protein of 647 amino acids. The transcript has 15 exons.